Molecule: messenger RNA, 783 nt
Organism: Chenopodium quinoa (quinoa)
Lineage: Eukaryota; Viridiplantae; Streptophyta; Magnoliopsida; Caryophyllales; Amaranthaceae
Exons: 2
Coding region: 1-783 (260 amino acids)
Molecular function (GO): nucleic acid binding
Source: RefSeq, a predicted model, not a curated record
AUGGCAGAGUAUGGUGAUUCUGUUUUUUUCGAUGUUGAACACAUACUAAAUGAAGAACAGAUGGCAGAGUUGUGGUUUGAAGAAGAAGAAGAAAUGCAGGAUGCAGGCUUUUGGGGGUAUGAAUCAGAAGAUGACAACAUGGAUGGUAGCCAAGACAAAGAACAACAACAGUCACACAGUGAAGGUGAGGUUGAUUCCUCACAAAUGCAACAACAACCACAACAAAUGCCACAACAACCACCACAAAUGCAACAACAACCCCAACAAAUGCAACAACAAAUUGUAUGCAGGAAGCAACUGCCAAUGCAAAAGAAAAGGCAAAUUGUAGAUGCAAUAUUGGUGAAAAUGAACAAUGGCAUAUUACCUAGGGGUCACUUGAAGCAGUUAUCAACUCAAUUCAACGUACACAAAUCAACAAUAACAAGAAUAUUCACAGAUAUAAAGAAACAGCUGGCUGAAGGGGACUUGAUUGAUACUGAAAGGAGCUAUGCAGGAGCAUUGAAGAUCAGUCAUAGCACAGUUCACAAUUUGAAGAGGAGAGGAAGGCUAAGAACACACACAGCCUGCAACAAGCCAACACUGUCAUCAGACCAUAAGGUGGCCAGACUUAGAUGGAUUUUGUCACACAUAAAUCCAUUUACAGGAAAUCAGGAUCCCACAUUUGUUGACAUGAGGAAUGUCAUACACUGUGAUGAGAAGUGGUUCUACUUGAACCCUGAUAAAAGGAGGUUUUAUCUACUGCCAAGUGAGGAGGAUCCUUACAUGGCAGUUCAGUCAAGAUGA